Molecule: messenger RNA, 528 nt
Organism: Entamoeba invadens IP1
Lineage: Eukaryota; Evosea; Mastigamoebida; Endamoebidae
Exons: 2
Coding region: 1-528 (175 amino acids)
Source: RefSeq, a predicted model, not a curated record
AUGAAAAAGCAAGGAAACAACAGUGACCAAGACGAGAAGAUCUAUGAAAGCCUCCAAAUCAUAUCGAUAGGAGAGAACGUCUGUGGUGUCACCAUUGACACUAUAGAGGGUCUUUCAUAUAUUAAGAAGUCAUUUUGGAUUGAUGGCGAUGAGGUAAACAUAACUAGAUGUUUCAAAGUGAAUCUUGGCGAUUACGAGAUCCUUACCAUCAUAUACAAUGAGAUUGGGAAGCUUGAAGUGAAUUACGAAGUGCUUUGUGUCAUGUCGAAACAACUCAAGUACGACACGUGGCAUCAUAUUGGUGUUGUUAUGAAUGACUUUUUGACUCUAUAUAUCGAUGGUACUUCCGAGUUGAGAUGCAAACGAAAAGUCAUUAUCUUAGAGGGUAACAGUGAAGUGUUAGCAGGGUAUGAAGGGUCACAUCGGGAUGGAUACAGUUUCGGUGACAUCAUGAUAGUCAAUAGUAACAUAGAAACAUUGGUAUCCGAUAUAGUGAAGAGAGAAAUUGGUGUCACUCUCCAUCGAUGA